Messenger RNA from Suillus clintonianus, 1057 nucleotides. RefSeq lists its product as uncharacterized. Gene Ontology annotation, molecular function: acyltransferase activity. The record is from RefSeq and is a predicted model, not a curated record. The transcript has 3 exons. The coding region runs from base 336 to 836 and encodes 166 amino acids. NCBI's taxonomy places the organism in Eukaryota, Fungi, Basidiomycota, Agaricomycetes, Boletales, Suillaceae.
UCGCGUAUACUCCUUGUUCCAGCAUAGCCGAGUCGAAUCUUGGCCUCGUCUAUGUCCGGAAUUUCAAACUCUGGGUGUUCAAUAGGUCAUAUUAAUUCACGCGCACCACUCACCAUAUGACUCAUCAUGACAAGGUAUCUCUGAUCUCCGAGGAUCGCUAUGUUCAGCGGAAGUGGGAGCUGCAGAGUCCGGGACCAGUAGCAGCGAGCACAUCGAUGACGAAACGUUUGAUAAGACAAAUCUACGCGUAGGGCCUUGCAUCGCUCGGUUUGAAGUUCCCAAGGCCGGAGGACUGCUUUGGUAUUGGUUCAAAAGGGUCGCUCUUGUGGUUCAACAUGACCCACCUCCAUAUCGAAUAUCACGGUUACUUCACACGAAUACUUUCCUGUCGCACUAGUCGGCAUUUCCGCAGAGCGCCCAACUUAAGCGGUCAUCAUCAUCAUGGAACAAGCAAUCUUGAUUAUACAUCGUUCUUUGACUUCCUCAUGAAUGAACGCCAAGCUUAUGAGAAAAUCCCGGGCGAUAGAUUCAACAUAGACGCUCUUAAGGGAGUGAACAUCGGUGAAGUGGCUGAUUCACAUGGCGCAUUCUUAAAAGAUUUAGAUUUAUGCGAUCAUAUCGAAUUCGGAAUCAGCAGCAAGGACGCCAGGAUGAUAACAAUUAGAACACGAAAGCUCAUCGAGUUGUCAUUCCUGGCCUUGUUAGACUCUAGAAUCGAUUAUCGAGGGGAGAAUACUAGCGCUUAUAUGGCAAGCGUCGCCCAUGACGCUUGGAUGAUUUCCGGCGAGGUUUGUGACACCUGUCUUAUGUCCAGCUGGCUCACCCCCAGUAUUUAAGGAUGAAACUGAAGCUCGUGGUUCAUUGGUGCAUUCACCUUCAAUGGUUGCUAAUCGUGUGUAAUACCACCUGGACCUACGCGGACCUUCAUCGUACGAAGCCUGGAACUCCGACCAAGUUGGAACGUCACCGAGAAAUUUUCCAGGCAGUCUCUCGACCCGACGGGACUGGACACAGACAAGGUCGUGUAUUUGGAAGGCAAUCUAGACAAAGAUUACUU